Messenger RNA from Fusarium keratoplasticum, 4668 nucleotides. Its product is annotated as Dicer-like protein 1. The record is from RefSeq and is a predicted model, not a curated record. Bases 1 to 4668 code for a protein of 1555 amino acids. Lineage: Eukaryota; Fungi; Ascomycota; Sordariomycetes; Hypocreales; Nectriaceae. Gene Ontology annotation, cellular component: cytoplasm; nucleus; RISC complex. The transcript has 4 exons. Gene Ontology annotation, biological process: siRNA processing. Gene Ontology annotation, molecular function: ribonuclease III activity; RNA binding; DNA binding.
AUGGUCGUGGACAUGGGUGCCGGCGCCCUGCAUAUCAGGCCACUACCACCAGUUGCAACGCCUAGUGGCGUAUCCCACCAUGCAGAUCUCUUGAAAGAGCAUCAUGCAAGUCAUACCGAGACCCAGGAACUUCCCGAUGCGACAGGUGAAGAGCCAGCACCAUCCCAGGAAGAAGGCGCCGGGCCUGAGUACGUCGACACCGACGACGAAGAUGAUAUCUAUCGGCUUGUCAUCAAUCCCGAGAAGCCUCGGAAAAUCAGUGAGAAGAAGCGCCAGGACUCUGCUGCCCUGAAAGAGUGGGUGAGCCAGAACCAGCGCGAAGUCACCAGGUCUUCUGCUGCUGCUCUCAACGACCCCAAUUAUCAGUCGGUCGCGCACCUCAUCAAGACGAGCGAGAGCAGAAAGAUCAUCGCUACACCUCGAGAGUAUCAGAUCGAGCUCUUUGAGCGGGCCAAGCAGAAGAACACCAUCGUGGUCCUGCCCACUGGUACUGGCAAAACACUCAUCGCCGCGUUGCUUCUUCGACAUUACCUCGAGCAAGAAGUGGAAGAUCGAGCUAUCGGAAAGCCCAAGAAGGUCGCCUUCUUCCUGGUCGAAAAGGUUGCCCUCUGCUACCAACAAUAUGCCGUCCUCAACUGCAACCUCGGCGAGCACCCCAUCACCAAGUUCUGGGGCAACAUGAAGGGCAUGGUGAAGAAGAAGCAGUACUGGGAUCAACAGUUUAGUGAGAACAUGGUUGUUGUCUGUACGGCCCAGAUCUUGGUGGACUGCCUUCUUGAUGGGUUCAUCAAGAUGUCGCAGAUCAACCUCCUCAUCUUUGACGAGGCGCAUCAUGCCAAAAAGGAUCACGCCUAUGCCCGCAUCAUGAGAAAUCACUACAUUCGCUACCAGGGGGAGCGACCAAGAAUUCUCGGUAUGACUGCUUCGCCUGUCGACUCGCAGACAAAGGACGUGAAAGCAGCUGCCCUCGAGCUGGAAACCUUUCUUUGCAGCGAGAUUGCUACUGUUUCCAACGAAGUGUUGAUGGAAGCCAUGUGCCAACAAAAGCAAGUCGAAGAGCGAGUCAACUACGAGUCACUGGAGUUUCCAGAAGACGCAAAGACGCAGCUGUGGGACUUGAUAUGGGCCCAAGUCCUCCGUAAUUCACAGUUCAAGGUAUCACUCGAAUUCACCAAGGAAGCUGCAUCAACACUUGGCAGCUGGUGUGCCGAUCGAUACUGGAUCCUUCUUCUCACUGACAAUGAGACCAAACGGCUUGUGGCCAGGACUGAUCGCGACUUUUCUAGGGACUUUGCGACAAACCAGGCAGACCACGCGACAGAGGCCGUUCGACGUGUCCGAGAUAUUGUCAAGAAGCGUGAACUCCCCCCGAUUGAGCCAUCCUCACCUGAGCUAUCUCCAAAGAUGAAGAAGCUACACGAAAUCUUGUUGCACGCCUUCACGCGAGACGGCACCAAAAGGUGCAUUGUGUUUGUUGAGAAGAGACACACGGCUUGGCUUCUUUCAGACCUGUAUCAGCAGCAAGGAAUGAGGAUUCCAGGAAUGGUCGCCUACUACAUGAUUGGUUCCCAAUCAGCUUCAUCAACCCACAGCAACAUGUCACAUCGCGAUCAAGUCGUGACUCUUCAAAAGUUCAAGCGAGGCAGCAUCAACUGUCUCUUUGCGACUACUGUUGCCGAGGAGGGCAUCGACGUUCCGGACUGCGACCUUGUGAUCCGUUUCGACCUCUACAACUCAGUCAUCCAGUAUCUACAGUCCAAAGGGCGGGCAAGACAGUCAAACUCGAGAUACAUCACCAUGCUGGAGGAAGGCAAUAUGGGACAGCUCAGAAGCCUGAAGCAGGCCGAGAGAGACUCUACAGCAUUACAAAAGUUCUGUUUAUCCCUUCCUGCCGAUAGAAAGCUGGAAGACGAUGUAGUGGACGCGGUUCAAGAUGAACUGCUGGUCCAGAAAGUGUACGAGAUACCUUCGACCGGGGCUCGACUUACCUUUGCUCACAGCAUGGAAGUCCUCUCCAAGUAUGCUGCAUCUAUCACGCCAGGAAUUUCCUCCAAGGUUGAAUUCACAGUCACCAAGCUUGGCCCAAAGUUCAUUGCCGAUGUCAUCCUCCCAGAUGCCUCGCCCCUCAAGGCAAUGUCGGGGUUUCCGCAGCGAAGCAAGCUAUUGGCUAAAUACUCUGCGUCUUUUGAAGCUUGUGUAAAGCUGAUCAAGGACAAACACAUCGACGGACAUCUUCAGCCCACUCUGAGCAAGACGAUCCCCAGGAUGCGGAACGCUCGACUUGCUGUGAGCUCCAACAAGAAAGCCGAGUACCCCAUGCGACUUAGACCCGAUGUUUGGAAGUCGCUUGGGGACUGCAAGGAGCUCUUUGCGACAGUCAUUACGCUUGACAAUCCAGGGGCUCUUGGAGAAGACCUUCUUAGUCGACCACUAAUGCUUCUUUCGCGAAAGAAGCUUCCAGAGCUCCCAGGAGUUCCCCUGUUCUUUGGGAAUGGGCGCUCGUCUGUGGCCAAACUGACAGUUUCCGAAGAGCCUCUGAAGCUAGCUGCCGAGGAGAUUGACUCACUCACCAGAUUUACCCUCAAGGUCUUUUCUGACGUGUUCAGUAAAGAAUAUGAUGCCAACGCCGACCAGCUCCCUUACUUUCUAGCUCCUUGUAAGGAUGGCCACAGCUCGGUUUCCCAAGCCGUUGACUGGAGUAUUGUCGAAGCCACCAAGAACGACAGCCUCCCCUGGGAGAAUGCACCGAAAGAGUUCUUUGUAAACAAGUUUGUCACCGACCCCUACGACGGAGGACGCAAACUUGUCAUCAAGGGAAUUGACGAGUCGAAGAGGCCUUCUGAUCCCACGCCCAAAGGAGUGCCAGAGUCGAGAAGUCGAUCGUAUCGUCAGGUGGAGCCCACGAUCAAGGAGUACAGCAACAGUCUCUACUACAACACUCGUCUCAAGGUCAAGUGGAGAGAGGAUCAACCUGUUGUCAAGGCACAGCUACUGUCGCUCCGACGAAACUACUUGGACGAGUUCCAAGUCGAUGAAGAGGUCAACAAUGAUUGCUUUGUGAUCUUGGAGCCUCUUAGAGUCUCGCCGAUCCCUCUCGACGUAGCCUUUAUGGUCAUGGCGUUUCCAGCCAUCAUCCAUCGCAUCGAUUCCGCCCUCAUCACCCUUGAUGCUUGUGCCAUGCUGGAUCUCCCCAUCCCACCUGUCCUGGCUCUCGAAGCUAUGACAAAGGACAGCGACAAUUCAGGGGAGCACGAUGAAGAGCAGGUCAACUUCCAGCCUGGCAUGGGCAACAACUACGAACGACUAGAAUUCCUAGGCGACUCAUUUUUGAAGAUGGCCACAACUAUUUCUCUCUUUACUCUCAUUCCUGAGAGCGACGAAUGCGGAUAUCACGUUGAGCGCAUGAUUCUAAUCUGCAACCAGAAUCUAUUCAACAACGCUGUUGACCGCAAGCUCCACGAGUACAUCCGAUCUAAGGCGUUUGACAGACGUACAUGGUACCCUGAUCUCCCACUGAAGAAGGGAAAGGCACCAAAGACGGAGAUGCGACACAAUCUGGCCGACAAGUCCAUCGCCGACGUCUGCGAAGCGCUCAUCGGAGCUGCUUACCUCUCUGGCAAAGGGGGCAGCAUGGACUUGGCGGUCAAGGCCGUCACCCGUAUGGUCAAGAGCAAAAACCACAAGAUGGAGAAAUUUGAGGAUUACUUUGCCGCCUUCAAGAUUCCAGCCUGGCAACAGGCCGACGCCAACGUCAACCAGCGCCGUCUGGUCGACUGUGUAGCUGAUGCCGUUGGAUACCGCUUCAAAUGGCCAGCACUUCUCCGGAGUGCAUUCAAGCAUCCUUCUUGGCCGUAUGAUUCCGUGCCAAACUACCAACGCCUCGAGUUUCUAGGCGAUGCCCUGCUGGACAUGGCCAUUGUCGAUAACCUGUUCCAGCGGUUCCCUCAGGCGGACCCUCAAUGGCUCACUGAGCACAAGAUGGCCAUGGCCUCGAACCAGUUCCUUGGGUGUCUCUGCGUGAAGCUCGACCUGCACAAACACCUUACAUCUACUACAUCCUCAUUGAUCGGGCAGAUAAGUUCGUAUGCGAGUGAGCUUGAGCUGGCCGAAGAAGACGCGCGUCAAGAAGCCAAGGCAAACAAGACUGCCAUGCGCAAAGAUUUCUGGCUCAGGGCAUCUGCGCCGCCCAAGGCCUUUGCGGAUGUCAUGGAGGCUCUCGUCGGUGCCAUGUUUGUCGACGCCAACUACGACUACACGGUUGUCCGCAACUUCUUUACACGCUUCAUCGAGCCGUACUUUGAGGACAUGGCACUAUAUGAUUCAUUUGCUAACAAGCAUCCUGUCACGUAUCUGUCCAAGAAGAUGCAGCAAGAUUUGGGCUGCACCAACUGGCGUGUCAGCGCGGAGAAUGUUCCUUGCGGUGUGGAGGAGGGUAUCGCUGCCCUGACAGAGAGCGACGUGGUGGCUGUAUUUAUGGUACACCAGAAGGUCAUUGCCAACGCGACGGCCAAGAGUGGACGUUACGCCAAGAUUGCUGUGGCGAAGCGGGCUCUCGCGAUGCUUGAUGAGCAUGAGGGCGACUUUGAGACGAUGAAGCGUGCUCUAGGAUGCGAUUGUAAGCCUGGGGCAGUGCAAGAUGAUGUUAAUGAUCAUGGAACAGCAAUCUAG